Bacillus rossius redtenbacheri is the source of this 729-nucleotide messenger RNA. RefSeq names its product U-scoloptoxin(01)-Cw1a. NCBI's taxonomy places the organism in Eukaryota, Metazoa, Arthropoda, Insecta, Phasmatodea, Bacillidae. Gene Ontology annotation, cellular component: extracellular region. The transcript is spliced from 4 exons. The coding region runs from base 21 to 524 and encodes 167 amino acids. Gene Ontology annotation, molecular function: chitin binding. The record is from RefSeq and is a predicted model, not a curated record.
UCUCCGCCGCAGCAAGCAACAUGUCCUGUCUCAACCUCGCGUGCGCCUUCCUGAUGCUGGGCGCCGCGUGCUGCCUGGCUGCCAGCGUGCAGAAGCGUGGCGUGGUGUACCAGCCGGCGGGCGUGCUCCUGGGGACCCGCCCCCGCGAGCACGAGAAGCCCCAGGACCUGAGCAAGGUGCCCGGGGUGGCGGGGGUGGACUACCCCAUCUACCACCGCGCGCCGCCCACGAGCUUCUACUGCGGCGCAGUGCCAGCGCUGCCCGGCAUCUACGCCGACGUCGAGACCGGCUGCCAGGCCUACCACGUGUGCCAUGACGGCCGGGAGGGCGAGCAGGGAGCCACCUUCCUCUGCACCAACGGCACCCUGUUCAACCAGCUCGAGUUCACCUGCGACUGGUGGUACAACGUCAACUGCCCCGAGGCGCCGACCCUCUACAGUCUGAAUCUUGACCCUCUGAAGAACCCGUACUCGCCCAAGCCAAAGCUAGUGGAGACCCCGAUAGCUGUGGUCGCUCACAAGUGAAAUAUCUGACAUUCCUGUCUUCAGUUGGCCUGCUGAACCAGAAGUAUUUGUGUUCAUAAAAAAAAUAAGAUGUCGUUGCAGCUAAUUUAAUUAUUGAUUUGAUUCCCGAAAUAAACUGUAAAAGUCAAACUCUGUAUAUUUAUAAAAAAAGUGUGUUAUUUACCUGUAAUAUUUAUUAUAAAUAAAAUUCAUUAAAAAACCAAAA